Messenger RNA from Acaulospora morrowiae, 179 nucleotides. The record is from the annotation of a GenBank genome assembly. NCBI's taxonomy places the organism in Eukaryota, Fungi, Glomeromycota, Glomeromycetes, Diversisporales, Acaulosporaceae.
AUGGAAAAUUACUUAAACGAAGAAUCAAACCAUGUUUCGCGUAGCACCUCAAGAACCACGUCUAGUGCAACGGAAGUUUCUACUUCUGUUAGUCGUUCGAUGAGGGAUGUCAGCUGGUACCGCCAGCUUUGGUGGAACACUGGUAACUUUCAUCACAAAGCUAUGUGGAGUGAGGCGAC